Messenger RNA from Cuscuta epithymum, 3370 nucleotides. Lineage: Eukaryota; Viridiplantae; Streptophyta; Magnoliopsida; Solanales; Convolvulaceae. The record is from the annotation of a GenBank genome assembly.
UCUCUUUUCUCUCUUCAAUUUUGUCAGUUCUGUAGGUUCUGUUGCUAGGCAAGGUAAGUCAAGUCAAAGCCACUGAUAUAUACACAUUAGUAUAUAUAUAACAUUGUCAUCUACGAGUAUAUAUCAAGGAUUGAAAGAAUAUACAUAUUGUAAGAUAUAGUUGAAAUAUUAAUUUCAUGAUGAUGGAGGGCAAAGCAACUGUUACUUACCAAACAAACGCGGUCUUCUCCCCCAACAAUGCUGUGGGUAUGGCGGAUGGUAAUGCUGGCAGUUCUUCACAGGAGGACGAGAGAGGAAGCGCCGCCGCGGGGUUCCGCAGGGCGGAGACUCUGCUCCGCCUCUUUCCCAUGGCUCUGUGUGUGGUGGCGCUGGUUUUGAUGCUCAAGAACUCCCAAAGUAACACGGACUUUGGCUCCAUUUCUUAUUAUGAUGUUUUGCCCUUUAAGUAUUUGGUGCACGCAAAUGGAAUAUGUGCGGGUUAUACACUCCUAUCAGCCGUGGUCGCAGCCAUACGAAGGCCCUUCAGUAUGCCUCGUGCUUGGACCUUCUUCCUCCUUGAUCAGGUGGCAGUCAAGAUUUGGAUUUGCAUUUCGGCAUUGCUUUUGCUAGUAAGUGUUGAUGUCAUGGAGGCCCACAAUCACAACAUGGUUUCGCCAGUCUGAAGCAUAUGGAUCGGACUGUCGGAGCAUCUUUUUCAAGUAUAGUGGGGUCUAAAUUGCGGCAUUGCUAUUUAAACCAUGCUUGCAUCUACUGCUUUGUAAUGCAACAAAUACUCCUUUCUGCCCCAUUUAUAAGUAAACCAACCUGGACAAGGCCAAAACCGAGAGUGAUGAGAAUGGAAGAAGCCUAAAUAUGCUAUGAAGAACAAGUCAAUUCGACCCCAAAACUUCUGAUGACUGUGCUGACUAGUUACUGCUGAACGGCUGAACCAGGGAUCGAGUUGCUUUAUCGUCAGUCAAGCAUUGUAAACCGAACGGGAACUUCUUUCGGGAACGGAGGGAGUAAUAGUUGAAAUGUUCAUUAAUAAAAUACUUUUCAUGUAAUAGCUCUGUUAAUUGCGCGAUGCAAUCGCGCCUCAGGGACAUUUACUCCAUUUGCGAUAAGAGGCGUACCCAAUAAACGAUACGCGAGGAGUUCAUGAGGCGCACGGACGGAACUAGUGAGGAGCCACGAAGAUGGGCCCAUACGGAUUUUUAAUUAUAUCUAUCUAACAACAUUAUAAUCUUCAAUCAUGAUUAAUGCCCUUGAUUUGUGUCAUGCUAGCUUGUGCAUAGGACUUUGUACACUGCUUUAAAAAACUUGGACCGCAUUCUUCUCUACCCUUAUGGCGUCAAAAUUUCUUCUACCGUUAUAUCUUCGACAAGUUAAUUUCACAGUCAAAAUUAAUUUCUUCACACCUUCAAUUCCCCUCCCUCACUACGUUGUCUCAAUUUCUAAAAAGCCGGCAGAAAUUCCAAUCGUCACACCCUCGAUUGGAAAACCCUUCGCUCCAGAAUCUCUAAUGUUUGUAACCGCCUCGAUCUGAAAUUAAUUGAAAAUAACGGCCUGUUUGGAUGAAGGGUUGAAAAGUGUUGGUAAGGGCCCAGAAGGGAAAAUAAGUGUAAGUGUAAACCAUAAACUUAUCUUGUUUGGGAGAGUUAAAAAAUUGAAAUGUUAAUAACAGAAGUGUUUUAAGUUAAAUUGACAAUAAUGUCAUCAUUUAAAUCAAGUUAAAUUGACAAUAAUGUCAUCAUUUAAAUCCUAAAUACAAUGUUUUAUUUAAGUUAGCUAUGAACUGCACAAGUACUGGAGUACAAUACAAUAUCCAUUUGAAUGGAAAGAAAAUAAACUUGUAGUAAAAAUUAUAGAUUCUAGAUACAAUUUGAAUUCCAAAAAGAAUUUUAAAAAAGCCAUACUAUUUCAGUUUGACAAAUCAGUACCAAACGGAUAACACGAACAGAGAAGAAGUAUGAGGCUCGUCGAGGCACUUGACCAAGGGAGCAGACGGCAUCUUCUUUUCAAUUUGCUUGCUUAUAGGGAUUUGUAAUAGUUUAUUUAUUUAUUUAUUUAUUUAUUUAUUUAUUUAUUUAUUUAUUUAUUUAUUUAUUUAUUUAUUUAUUUAUUUAUUUAUUUAUUUAUUUAUUUAUUUAUUUAUUUAUUUAUUUAUUUAUUUAUUUAUUUAUUUAUUUAUUUGUAACAUUUGUUUAGCAAAGACGAGAUAGCUACUGGAAGAAAUAUGGAAGGGUAAGAUUUGUCCAACACUCCAAAAACACUCCAAUUUGGAGUGUUAAAAAUGUUACUUAUUGGGGCGUUAGGGAGGUUUCUCGUAACACUUCUAAACACUUACUAACACUCCAAUUUUUUUAAAACAAUCUCCCAAACAGGUGUUAAGACCAACAUGCCUUAACACUUCCAUUACUAACACCCUUCAACACCUUUACCUGAUCCAAACGGGCCGUAAGUGUUCUCGGGCAGUAUAAGGAUGUUUUCUUUUGGACUGUUUUCAGUCCCAGACCGGACCUAAACAGACCAGACCAGACUUCCGUAGUUAUAAAAUACACAUAGACCAGACGUCUACCAGACCAGACCAGACCAGUUCAGACCAGACCAGCAAAUUUAACAUCCUAAAUUUGAGCAUGACUCUUGCUCAUGGUUUCCACCUCCUCUGCCAGCCUCCUCCUCUAUCAUCGCCUGAUGCUUAUCAUUCAUAAAUGACAGGUAAGUUAUUUUCUUUUUAUGCUAAAUUUGGUUUUUAAGUCUAGCUAUUAUGCAUUCAACUGUUAUAUGAAUUGAUUUCAUACCACGACAGACAAUCUGCUCUUAAACUUGGCAGCUGCGUUUUUUUUACCGUCCUUGUAUUUGCUUCCGUCCUCAUCUUUUUCAGAAUUUAUCCCCCCCUUCCCCCUGCAAUUUAUUGACUGACGCAUUCCUAGAUUUUUUUUUAUCACAAUCAUAUAGUGAGUUGAACAUUCUUUUCCUUUAGCUUUGCUCCUUUGGCAAUGUCUACAAAGAGCACCUUCUUCCCUUCAGAUUCAAGAAAGAUUAUUUGGAAGUGUUUGUAUCAGAUUAUUGGUGGAACUGGUUCACUUGUUCCAAAGAAACCAGUGAUUUGAGAAGAAUAUGUAUUUAAAUUUAUUUCCAAAAAUUAAAUUUUGAUUUAGUGAAAAACGUACUAGUGGUUUUGGAAGCCCAUAACUUUGAGGGUAUGUUUGGUUCAUGGAAUGUCAGAUUACCAUGAGAAUGUCAUAGAUUGAUGAGAAUGUAUCCAAUUUAUUCUUAUUCGUGUUUGGUUAAGAUUAAGAGAAUGUGAUACUAAUUUACUUGGUUGAAAGAUAUUUUAUAUUGCAAAUAUGGUAAAUUACUUCAAUGCCAUUUAAAUAUUUUAUCUUAG